Messenger RNA from Dibothriocephalus latus, 273 nucleotides. The record is from the annotation of a GenBank genome assembly. Lineage: Eukaryota; Metazoa; Platyhelminthes; Cestoda; Diphyllobothriidea; Diphyllobothriidae.
AUGGCAGCCGAUAACGAGGAGGAAGAAAAGGACGAUACGAUGGAGGAGGCGGAUGAUGCGCAGGAGGAGGAAGAAGAUGGGGGGCCUGCGGCGGUAGUCGCUAUAGAGGAGAUGGGCUCAUGGGAGCCACGUGGGGCGAAACCGCCAAGGUAUGGCAAGCACCUAUUCCGCUCGCCUAAAACGUCAAUUAACAGUACUUUGUUGGAGGAAAAGACCGCAAAAUGGGCGACUGAACAAUUAAAACAGAUCAAUGAGCAUGCAACCCAGCUAUGA